This is a messenger RNA of Gigantopelta aegis, 22548 nucleotides long. RefSeq lists its product as uncharacterized. Gene Ontology annotation, molecular function: calcium ion binding. The record is from RefSeq and is a predicted model, not a curated record. Bases 1 to 21927 code for a protein of 7308 amino acids. NCBI's taxonomy places the organism in Eukaryota, Metazoa, Mollusca, Gastropoda, Neomphalida, Peltospiridae. The transcript is spliced from 87 exons.
AUGGCACUGGGCUGCCAUGUUUUAUCUGUGAUCUUGGUAGUGAUGGUUGGAAGAGGGCAAGCUCAGGAUGAUUUUUUUCCCGAGGGGCCAAUGCCAACGCCAGACUGUGGUUCACAGGAAAUAGAUUUGCUCAUACUGUUAGACUCUUCUGAAAAACAGGUCGAGUUCGAGGCUCUGCGCCAGUACGCCGCCGACGUCGUGGAAUUCAGCAGCGUUGACUCCGGCGCCGUGCGCGUCGGCUUCGUGUCGUACAGCGCCGAGGUGAACACAAUAUUCCACCUCGACCAGUACCGGACGAUCAGCCGAAUCCAGAGUGAGAUUCUCCGAGCUCCUUUCCGGCCGGGGAGACGAAACACUGCCGGAAUUCUCCGAAUGGUCACGAGGAUGUUCCAGCAGGGACGGGACUCAGCUCCGGACAUCGUGUUGCUGCUGACGACGGGACGUUCGCAGAUGAACGCGGCGGAUAUAGCGGGUAUCGCGCGGGAGAUCAAGGAGAGCGGGGUUCAGAUUUUUGCCACGGGGGUGAACGUGGACAGUGAGGCGGAACUGGACAUGGUCGUCAGUCGUCCAUUGGAGGAGGCGAAGAUCGUGGUGAACGACAUCGCUGACCUGUCGUACAUGGCAGACGUGACCUUUUCACAGAUCUGUGCACGCGCCCAGAGUUUGAAGCAUAACAAGCUCAGAAGUUCACAAGACCUUGACCUUGUCUUUCUGCUGCACUUCUCUGACAAAAUGUCACGUGACAACCACCGGCGCGUGCUGUCGUUCAUGAAGAACGUGGUGCAGGCGGCGGACGUUGACUCAGGGUCGGUGCGGGUGGGCGCCGCUAUCUACGAGGGUCGGUCGUUUGCGCUUUUCAACCUGAACCAGUACGGUACGAAACAAGACCUGCUCAACGGCAUAGACAAGAUCUCCUUCACCUACAGGUCGUCUUCCGUGAACGCCGCGUCUGGGUUCGACACCGUCAGGCGCCAGAUGUUCACCGCCGACGCUGGCGACAGAGCCGACGUGCCCAACGCCGUGAUCGUCGUCACUGACGCCAACGCCAACAUCGACGUGUCUCGCACCAUCCAAGCAGCCGAGGAUCUACGUAACGACGGCGCCUUCGUGUACAGUGUUGGAAUAAACCUUGAUUCGCCAGACGAGUUGGAAGCAAUGGCGUCUGAACUGAACUUCUACGACAUCGAGAACUUUGACGAGUUGUCUAAUGUUCGUGAAGACUUGGUGGAGCAGAUCGCUAGUCGUAAGUUAUCAUAUGUCUGGCACUCGUGUAAUAAAUGUAAUAUCUAUCACAUACUCGUAUUUCCUGUUUCGCAUGAAUCUUUUUCAGCGAGAAAACAAGCCGACAUUGUCAUAGUAUUUCAAGCUUCUCAGGCAAUCAAGCCAAAAUUCUUCAAGCGAACGUUAGUGCCAUUUUUCAGUAGUCUGGUAUCGGCUGCGGACGUAGACACUGGCGCUUUCCGGUUCGCGUUGGUCAACUACGCGAACAAACCACGUCUCCAGUUCGGCUUAUCUCGGUACACGAAUAAGGCCGAACUCCUGGGCGCUAUCAAAAAACUCAAACCCAAACUACGAUCGAACAAGGCAAACGCUGGCGAGGCGCUCAAAUUCGUGAGGACGAAAAUACUCACAGAAGAGCAAGGAGACAGGCCUGACGCUCCCAAUGUUGUUUUGUUGGUCUCGGAUUCAAAAGAUAGCUUCAAUAGAGAAAAGUUCUUCCGAGAAGCAAGAGUGCUAAAAGACACUGGAGCUAAAAUUUACUCCAUUUCCUUGGCAACCGCCAAUGAGAACGAACUUCGGUCUGUGGCAAGUGAACCAGUGGAUUUGUAUUAUACACGCUUUAGUGAUACGACAGCCAAUCAAAUUGCCGCACGUAUUCGAGAUCGGGAUUCACUUGGGUCUACAGGAAGUUCGAUGGUAAAACCGGAAGAACCUAGAAAACCAGCAACCGUGUCUUCCACCGGAGAAGAAACUGUCAGUGAACAAGCUACCAGUCUUUCUUUAGACAACAGCGGAGAAGCCGACCUUAUCGUCCUGUUCCACGUGAGCCCGAGCAUGAAGACCAAAGUGUUCCGUCGUACUUACGUCCCCUUCCUACAGAACCUCAUCUCGAACGCCGAGAUCGACUCAGGCGCCGUGCGGGUGGCGUUCGUCAACUACGCCAACAAGGCGCGAGUCCAGUUCCACCUGAACAAAUACAACUCCAAGGCCGCAAUGAAAGCCGCCAUCAGAAAAUUCAGCCCCAAGUUGAAAGCGAGAAAGGCUAACGCCGGAAGUGCGCUGCAGUACAUCCGGUCCACCAUGUUUACCGAGAAGAUGGGCGACCGACCGGGCGUUCCCAAUGGAGUCAUUCUCGUAACCGGGACGAAGACGGGCGCCGGACAGAAAUCUUUCUUGAAGGAGGCAGAGAAACUGAAGCAAGCGGGAGUGAAGAUUUUUACUAUCGGCGUGGAUAAGGCUGACACCGGGGAGCUGCGAUCUGCCGCCAGUGGCCCUUCCUACUAUUACUACGCGUCGUCCUACGACGCAUUGGGCAAGCAGGCAGUCAGUGCUGUCGGCAACCAGAUUUACUCAUUGAGUCCCUUCCCACGACGGCCAGUUUUACCGCCCACAGACAAACCAUCGUUGGUCACGCUUUCUCCAGUCACAGGUGGACCAGAUUUUGGUUUGUGUGCGGGGAUUGAUUUAAGAAAAACUGACUCGGCAGACAUCGUGUUCGCCCUUCAUUUCAACCCCAGGGGCAGUGACGAAGACUUCCGGAGGUUAAUGAAUUACAUGAGCGAACUUGUUCAAAGCGCCGACAUGGACUCCGGAAAAGUACGAUUUGGAAUGUAUGUAGAUGGUGGAUACAUGCCCUUCCAACUCAAGCAAUUUGACUCGAUAGACGAUCUUACGGACACUCUCUCACAGCUGCCUAAGCGCAUUUCAACCAGGAGGUCAUUUGACCUUAUCAAGACGCUCAAGGACAUCCGUACAAAGAUGUUUACUGCGGACAACGGCGACAGACCCAACGUGGCCAACGUCGUCAUCCUCAUCACAGACACGUCGUCCACGCAGCGACUGUCAGACAUCAAAAACGAGGCCAAACUGACGUGCGAUUCUGGCAUCACAGUGUUCUCUAUCGGCGUGGGUCUGCGAGACAAGAGUCAGAUGGAGGUGGUGGCGUCCAACACACGCAACAUCUACACAGUGUCAGACUACACAGAGCUGGAACGUGACGGCGACUCCGUGCGCAGGGAAAUUAUGGCCUUCCGAGGUGCAGGAGGACAACUCGAACCCUCGACGACUAAAGGUUCUUUUACAGGAUGUAGCGACGUCAAACUAGACAUUGUUUUCGUUGUCGAUUCCUCCACCAGUGUCAGAGAACCCAACUUUAGAUCUGUGCUGGGUUUCAUUCAACAGUUCCUGACGUUCGCCGACAUAGAUGGUGGCAGCGUUAGGGUGGGGUUGUUAACGUACAGCACGGAUAUCCACGUCCAGUUUUACCUGAACGACUUCCAUACUAAACUUGACGUGCUACGUGCUGUGGACACCGUUCCUUACCGCUACGGGAACACAAACACAGCCGAGGCGCUCGAGACGGUGACGUCGACGAUGUUCUCGGUAAGACACGGCGACCGAUCGGCGGUUGACAAUCUGGUGGUCGUAAUAACGGACGGCGUUUCAAACAUCAAUGCUCACAGGACCAUCCCCGAGGCAGAGAGGGCCAGAGCGGCGGGGAUACGGAUCGUGGCUAUCGGAGUGGGGUUGGUCGACACACAGGAACUCGAUGGAAUUGCCAGUCGCCCCGUCACUGAGAACCGAUUCUUGAUCCAAGAUUUUUCACAGCUGAUGGACGUUGGAGAGACAAUAUUUUCAUCAUUCUGUACAGAGGAGAUGCUCUAUGUUCCUGAGGUGACCGUGGACUGUUCUGUGUCACAGUUAGAUCUCGUGUUUGUCACUGAUUCCUCCACGAGUGUCACAGAGACCAACUUCCGGACAGUCCUCGAAUUCCUCAAGUCCUUUCUGUCCUACAGUGACCUUGACCACGGUAACGUGAGAGUCGGUAUGCUGGUAUACAGCACAGACGUCCACAUCCAGUUCCACUUGGAUGCCUUUAAUCGCAAAGCUGACGUCCUUUUGGCGAUAGACAAGACUUCAUUUCACCACGGAAACACCAACACAGCAGCUGCGCUUCGAGAACUGAGGACAGAUAUGUUUUCGUUGGAACACGGAGACCGACCCAAUGUGCAGAACGUUGCCCUGUUUGUCACAGACGGCGUGUCCAAUAUUAAUGAGACGGAAACGAUUCCCGAAGCAUUGCGAGCUCGUUCAUCCGGUAUAGAGAUAUACGCGGUUGGGGUCGGAUUGGUGGACACAAAGGAGCUUGAUGGUCUGGCCAGUGACCCUGUAGACAUCCACCGCUUUAUUGCGGAGCAUUUCUCACAGCUCCAGAAUUACCUCGCCAAGCAGAUUUUUACGUAUGUCUGUAGAAAAGAAUGUGCAGGGUCCAAGCUUGACCUAGUGUUUGUUUUGGACGCCUCAACAAGUGUAACGAAACCUAACUUCCAACUUGUGCUCGACUUCACAAAAGACUUCAUAUCAUUUGCCGACAUCGAUGGUGGCAGUGUCCGAGUUGGAGUGGUAGUCUACAGCACCAGAGUACACACAGAAUUCUAUCUGGACAGAUAUUCAAGUAAAUCAGAAAUACUCGAGGCCAUAGACUCGAUUCCAUACACCUAUGGCAGCACCAACACAGCCGACGGGUUGAAGGUGAUGAGAAGACAGGUGUUCUCACUGCAGCACGGUGACCGACCAGACGUGGACAAUAUGGCGAUAGUUGUCACAGAUGGAGUCUCAAACAUCAACUCCAGACAGACCUUGCCUCAAGCCCAGGCUGCCAGGGACGAGGGAAUCACCAUCUAUGUCAUAGGGAUUGGACUGGCCGACACUAGGGAGCUUGAUGGGAUAGCCAGUCUCCCUAUAGACAAACACAGAUUCAUAGUGCAGGAUUUCUCAGAAUUACGAGGGUUGCAUCAACAAGUCUUCACAUCUUUCUGUCCAGAAAUUCCGUUGAUUAUCCCUACACCACGUCCAGUUGAACAAUGUGCAGGAUCAAGACUUGACUUAGUGUUUGUUCUUGACGCCUCAACAAGUGUAACCAAACUCAACUUCCAACUUGUGCUCGAAUUCACAAAAAACUUCAUAUCAUUUGCUGACAUUGAUGGUGGCAGUGUCCGAGUUGGAGUAGUAGUCUACAGCACCAGCGUGCACACAGAGUUCUAUCUGGACAGAUAUUCUAGUAAAUCAGAAAUACUUGAGGCCAUAGACUCGAUUCCAUACACCUAUGGCAGCACCAACACAGCCGACGGGUUGAAGGUGAUGAGAAGAGAGGUGUUCUCACUGCAGCACGGUGACCGACCAGACGUGGACAAUAUGGCGAUAGUUGUCACAGAUGGAGUCUCCAACAUCAACUCCAGACAGACCUUGCCUCAAGCCCAGGCAGCCAGGGACGAGGGAAUCACCAUCUAUGUCAUAGGGAUUGGUCUGGCCGACACUAGGGAGCUGGAUGGGAUAGCCAGUCUACCUAUAGACAAACACAGAUUCAUUGUGCAGGAUUUCUCAGAAUUACAAGGGUUGCACCAACAAGUCUUCACAUCUUUCUGUUCAGAAAUUCCGUUAAUUGUCCCUACACCACCUCCAGUUGAAGAAUGUGCAGGAUCAAGACUUGACUUAGUGUUUGUUCUGGACGCCUCAACAAGUGUAACCAAACCUAACUUCCAACUUGUGCUCGAAUUCACAAAAAACUUCAUAUCAUUUGCCGACAUUGAUGGUGGCAGUGUCCGAGUUGGUGUGGUGAUCUACAGCACCAGCGUGCACACAGAAUUCUAUCUGGACAGAUAUUCUAGUAAAUCAGAAAUACUCGAGGCCAUAGACUCGAUUCCAUACACCUAUGGCAGCACCAACACAGCCGACGGGUUGAAGGUGAUGAGAAGACAGGUGUUCUCACUGCAGCAUGGCGACCGACCAGACGUGGACAAUAUGGCGAUAGUUGUCACAGAUGGAGUCUCCAACAUCAACUCCAGACAGACCUUGCCUCAAGCCCAGGCUGCCAGGGACGAGGGAAUCACCAUCUAUGUCAUAGGGAUUGGUCUGGCCGACACUAGGGAGCUGGAUGGGAUAGCCAGUCUCCCUAUAGACAAACACAGAUUCAUUGUGCAGGAUUUCUCAGAAUUACAAGGGUUGCACCAACAAGUCUUCACAUCUUUCUGUCCAGAAAUUCCGUUAAUUGUCCCUACACCACCUCCAGUUGAAGAAUGUGCAGGAUCAAGACUUGACUUAGUGUUUGUUCUGGACGCCUCAACAAGUGUAACCAAACCUAACUUCCAACUCGUGCUCGAAUUCACAAAAGACUUCAUAUCAUUUGCCGACAUCGAUGGUGGCAGUGUCCGAGUUGGUGUGGUCGUCUACAGCACCAGCGUGCACACAGAGUUCUAUCUGGACAGAUAUUCUAGUAAAUCAGAAAUACUUGAGGCCAUAGACUCGAUUCCAUACACCUAUGGCAGCACCAACACAGCCGACGGGUUGAAGGUGAUGAGAAAACAGGUGUUCUCACUGCAGCACGGUGACCGACCAGACGUGGACAAUAUGGCGAUAGUUGUCACAGAUGGAGUCUCAAACAUCAACUCCAGACAGACCUUGCCUCAAGCCCAGGCUGCCAGGGACGAGGGAAUCACCAUCUAUGUCAUAGGGAUUGGUCUGGCCGACACCAGGGAGCUGGAUGGGAUAGCCAGUCUCCCUAUAGACAAACACAGAUUCAUUGUGCAUGAUUUCUCAGAAUUACAAGGGUUGCACCAACAAGUCUUCACAUCUUUCUGUCCAGAAAAAUCUACGUUGCCGCCAACAUCAUUACCAUUUGAUGAAUGCCGGUCUAUCUCCAUGGAUGUGAUCUUCGUUCUCGACUCUUCCACCAGCGUUUCAGAGCCGAAUUUUAAACACAUUCUUCAAUUCCUGAAACAAUUCCUAAAACAUGCAGACGUCAGUCUAGAUGUUGUGCGUGUUGGUGUCAUCACGUACAGCACCAGCGUUCACAUCGAGUUCAGUAUGAAUGAGUACUUUACGAAAUCUCAGGUGUUUUCUGCCAUAGAGAAGAUUCCUUAUAGACACGGCAGCACAAACACGGCUGAUGCUCUGAGAACAAUGAGAAACAUGUUUUCUUCUCAAUACGGUGAUAGACCAGGAGUUAAAAAUGUCGCAGUUGUAGUCACCGAUGGUGUAUCUAAUAUCAACUCCAGACGCACAAUACCAGAAGCAGAGUCCGCCAGGGCAAUUGGGAUACAUAUAUAUGCUAUAGGGAUUGGUCUAGCUGACACGAGGGAGUUGGAUGGAAUUGCCAGUCUUCCGGUAGAGGAAAACAGGUUUAUUGUGAAAGAGUUCUCUGAGUUGAGUAAACUCGGCGAUAGAGUCUUCCUCAGUGUCUGUCCAGGUAUGGUAGGGGAGGUAACCUUUUCUGUCAAUCUGUUCAAGAAGCCUAUUAGCAUUCCUCAACCAGAGUUUCAAAAUUGUGAGGAUGCCAAGAUUGAUCUUAUCUUUGUUCUGGAUGCUUCGACCAGUGUUACAAAACCAAACUUCAAACUGAUGCUGGACUUUCUCAAAGAUUUUCUUUAUAUCGCAAGAAUUGAUAACGGAAAUGUCCGAGUUGGUCUUGUAAUUUACAGCACCCGAGUUCAUGUUCAGUUUCAACUCAAUGACUUCUCGACCAAGAGCGAGGUGUACAACGCCAUUGACAACACCCCAUAUGAGUAUGGAAGCACCAACACCGCUGAUGGCAUCAAAACCAUGAGGACAAUGUUCACUCGCCGUAAUGGUGAUAGACCAGAUGUGAGAAACAUUGCAAUAGUGAUCACCGAUGGCGUGUCCAACAUCAAUGCCAGGAGAACCAUCCCAGAGGCUGAAGGAGCUAGAGAUGAAGGCAUCCACAUAUAUGCCAUUGGUAUUGGCUUGACUGAUACGAGGGAGAUAGAUGGAAUCGCCAGCCCACCAGUAGAAGAAAACAGAUUUACAGUAACUGAAUUCAGCGAACUGAGAGCUUUGAGAGAUAAAGUCUUCCGUUCGUUUUGUGUUCAAGCACCACCGGUACCAAUAACUACACCACCGCCAGUACUCGGAAGUUGUGAAGAUGCAAAGCUGGAUCUGAUAUUUGUCCUGGAUGCUUCUACCAGUGUCACAGAGCCAAAUUUUAAAAUAAUGCUCAACUUCUUAAAGGAUUUCCUUUAUAUCGCAAGUAUUGAUAGUGGAAAUGUCCGAGUUGGUCUUGUGAUUUACAGCACCCGAGUUCACGUCCAAUUUCAACUCAAUGACUUCUCGUCCAAGGGCGAGGUGUACAAUGCCAUCGACAACACCCCAUAUGAGUAUGGAAGCACCAACACAGCUGAUGGCCUCAAAACCAUGAGGACAAUGUUCACUCGCCGUAAUGGUGACAGGCCAGAUGUGAAGAAUGUGGCAAUAGUGAUCACCGACGGUGUGUCUAACAUCAAUGCCAGGAGAACCAUCCCAGAGGCUGAAGGAGCUAGAGCAGAAGGCAUCCACAUCUAUGCUAUUGGCAUUGGCUUGACUGAUACGAGGGAGAUAGACGGAAUCGCCAGUAAACCUAUAGAAGAAAACAGAUUCACAGUCCAGGAAUUCAGUGAAUUAAGAGUUUUGAGAGAUAAAGUCUUCCGGUCUUUCUGUGUUGCUACACCAAUUCCCAUCACUUUACCACCACCACCACCAAUGAAUUGUGAAAAUACAAAGCUGGAUCUGAUUUUUGUCCUUGAUGCUUCUACCAGUGUCACAAAACCAAAUUUUAAACUGAUGCUCAACUUCUUGAAGGAUUUCCUUUAUAUCGCGAGUAUCGAUACUGGAAAUGUUCGAGUUGGUCUUGUGAUCUACAGCACCCGAGUUAACGUCCAGUUUCAACUGAAUGACUUCUCGUCCAAGGGCGAGGUGUACAACGCCAUUGACAACACCCCAUAUGAGCAUGGAAGCACCAACACAGCUGAUGGCCUCAAAACCAUGAGGACAAUGUUCAGUCGCCGUAAUGGUGAUAGACCAGAUGUGAAGAAUGUGGCAAUAGUGAUCACUGAUGGAGUGUCCAACAUAAAUGCCAGGAGAACCAUCCCAGAGGCUGAAAGAGCUAGAGAUGAAGGCAUCCACAUCUAUGCUAUUGGUAUUGGCUUGACUGACACAAGGGAGAUAGAUGGAAUCGCUAGUCCACCAAUAGAAAAAAACAGAUUCACAGUCCAGGAAUUCAGUGAAUUGAGAGCUUUGAGAGAUAAAGUCUUCCAGUCUUUCUGUGUUGUGAAGGAGAAACCAAAAGCUACACCAAAACCAAUUACUUUACCACCGCCACCAGUGAAUUGUGAAAAUACAAAGCUGGAUCUGAUUUUUGUCCUUGAUGCUUCUACCAGUGUCACAAAACCAAAUUUUAAACUGAUGCUCAACUUCUUGAAGGAUUUCCUUUAUAUCGCGAGUAUCGAUACUGGAAAUGUUCGAGUUGGUCUUGUGAUCUACAGCACCCGAGUUCACGUCCAGUUUCAACUGAAUGACUUCUCGUCCAAGGGCGAGGUGUACAACGCCAUUGACAACACCCCAUAUGAGCAUGGAAGCACCAACACAGCUGAUGGCCUCAAAACCAUGAGGACAAUGUUCAGUCGCCGUAAUGGUGAUAGACCAGAUGUGAAGAAUGUGGCAAUAGUGAUCACUGAUGGAGUGUCCAACAUAAAUGCCAGGAGAACCAUCCCAGAGGCUGAAAGAGCUAGAGAUGAAGGCAUCCACAUCUAUGCUAUUGGUAUUGGCUUGACUGACACAAGGGAGAUAGAUGGAAUCGCUAGUCCACCAAUAGAAAAAAACAGAUUCACAGUCCAGGAAUUCAGUGAAUUGAGAGCUUUGAGAGAUAAAGUCUUCCAGUCUUUCUGUGUUGUGAAGGAGAAACCAAAAGCUACACCAAUACCAAUUACUUUACCACCGCCACCAGUGAAUUGUGAAAAUGCAAAGCUGGAUCUGAUUUUUGUCCUUGAUGCUUCUACCAGUGUCACAGAGCCAAAUUUUAAACUGAUGCUCAACUUCUUGAAGGAUUUCCUUUAUAUCGCGAGUAUCGACACUGGAAAUGUUCGAGUUGGUCUUGUGAUCUACAGCACCCGAGUUCACGUCCAGUUUCAACUGAAUGACUUCUCGUCCAAGGGCGAGGUGUACAACGCCAUUGACAACACCCCAUAUGAGUAUGGAAGCACCAACACAGCUGAUGGCCUCAAAACCAUGAGGACAAUGUUCAGUCGCCGUAAUGGUGAUAGACCAGAUGUGAAGAAUGUGGCAAUAGUGAUCACUGAUGGAGUGUCCAACAUAAAUGCCAGGAGAACCAUCCCAGAGGCUGAAGGAGCUAGAGAUGAAGGGAUCCACAUCUAUGCCAUUGGUAUUGGCUUGACUGACACAAGGGAGAUAGAUGGAAUAGCUAGUCCACCAAUAGAAGAAAAUAGAUUCACAGUUCAGGAAUUCAGUGAAUUGAGAGCUUUGAGAGAUAAAGUCUUUCAGUCUUUCUGUGUUGUGAAGGAGAAACCAAAAGCUGCGCCAAUACCAAUUACUUUACCACCGCCAACAGAGAGUUGUGAAAAUGCAAAGCUGGAUCUGAUUUUUGUCCUUGAUGCUUCUACCAGUGUCACAGAGCCAAAUUUUAAACUGAUGCUCAACUUCUUGAAGGAUUUCCUUUAUAUCGCGAGUAUCGAUACUGGAAAUGUUCGAGUUGGUCUUGUGAUCUACAGCACCCGAGUUAACGUCCAGUUUCAACUGAAUGAUUUUUCGUCCAAGGGCGAGGUGUACAACGCCAUUGACAACACCCCAUAUGAAUAUGGAAGCACCAACACAGCUGAUGGCCUCAAAACCAUGAGGACAAUGUUCAGUCGCCGUAAUGGUGAUAGACCAGAUGUGAAGAAUGUGGCAAUAGUGAUCACCGAUGGAGUGUCCAACAUCAAUGCUAGGAGAACCAUCCCAGAGGCUGAAGGAGCUAGAGAUGAAGGCAUCCACAUCUAUGCUAUUGGCAUUGGCUUGACUGACACGAGGGAGAUAGAUGGAAUCGCCAGCCCACCAAUAGAAGAAAAUAGAUUCACAGUUCAGGAAUUCAGUGAAUUGAGAGCUUUGAGAGAUAAAGUCUUCCAGUCUUUCUGUGUUGCAGUAUCAAAAACAACAACAGGUUUCAUUCUUCUACGAGCAACACCAAUACCGAUUACAUUACCACCUGUUCCAAGUUGUGAAUCUGCAAAAAUCGAUCUAAUAUUUGUGCUUGAUGCUUCUACCAGUGUCACAGAACCUAAUUUUAAACUGAUGCUCAACUUCUUGAAGGAUUUCCUUUACAUUGCAAAUAUUGACAACGGAAAUGUCCGCGUUGGGCUUGUCAUCUACAGCACAAGGGUCCACCUUCAGUUCCAUCUGAAUGAACACAAUACCAAGAAUGAAGUGUACAACGCCAUUGAUAACACCCCAUACAGGUAUGGAAGCACCAACACGGCUGACGGUAUUAAGGAGAUGAGGAGUAUGUAUUCCCGACGACACGGUGACAGACCCAAUGUCCCCAAUAUCGCCAUAGUGAUCACCGAUGGAGUGUCCAACAUCAAUGCCAGGAGAACCAUCCCAGAGGCUGAAGGAGCUAGAGCAGAAGGCAUCCACAUCUAUGUUAUUGGCAUUGGCUUGACUGACACGAGGGAGAUAGAUGGAAUUGCCAGCCCACCAAUAGAAGAAAACAGAUUUGCAGUCCAGGAAUUCCACGAAUUGAGAGCUUUGAGAGAUAAAGUCUUCCACUCUCUGUGUGGAGAACCAAAUAUCAAAGUGACGUUCCCACCGACAACAGAAAAGUGUGGUCUGGACAAAGUUGAUCUAGUCAUAAUACUCGAUUCUUCGACGAGCGUCACCCAGGCGAACUUUGUCAAGAUGCUCCAGUUCACCAAAGACCUACUACGCAUCUCCAACAUCGACAACGGCGACGUCCGCGUAGGCGUCGUGACGUACAGCACCAGCGUGAAAGUGCGAUUCCACCUGAAAGACUUCCGAACGAAGGCAGAGGUGGAGGCGGCCAUUGACAGCAUCCCCUAUGACUUCGGCAGCACGAACACCGCCGACGCAAUCAGGACCAUGAGAGAUGAGAUGUUCCUCAGCGUCAACGGUGACAGACCUGACGUCCCCAACGUCUGUAUCGUCAUCACUGACGGAGUGUCCAACAUCAACUCCAGACGGACUGUCCCCGAUGCCCAGGCUGCUCACGAUGAAGGCAUUCAUAUAUACGCUAUCGGUAUAGGACUCACAGACACUAGAGAGCUCGAUGGAAUUGCCUCCCCUCCAUCAUCGGCCAACAGCUUCACCGUCAACGACUUCAGUGAACUGGAGAACUUAGACGAGAAGAUAUUCUCGUCAAUUUGCCCAGUGGCCACCUUUGAACCACCAUCAGAAUGUUCGUUGGACAAGGUGGACCUGGUCAUCAUACUCGACUCCUCGACCAGUGUCACUGACGUAAACUUUAUCAAAAUGAAGAACUUCGUCAAGGACCUAUUAAAGAAUGUAGAUCUGGACAGUGGCGCGGUCAGGGUGGGCGUGGUCAUAUACAGUACACGGGUGUCGGUAAUGUUCCACCUGAAUCAACACAAAAGCCGUAGAGCCUACAUGAGGGCGGUAGAUGAAAUCCCUUACCAGUAUGGCAGCACAAACACUGCCGGCGGCCUCAAGACCAUGAGGACGGAGAUGUUCACGAAACAAAAUGGCGAUCGCAGAAGAGUCAAGAAUGUCUGUAUCGUCGUCACUGACGGCGUGUCAAACAUCAAUGCUAGAAGCACCGUACCCGAGGCAGAGAGAGCACGAGCUGAGGGCAUCCACAUCUACGCUAUUGGAAUAGGUCUGACUGACACACGAGAGCUUGAUCAGUUGUCAUCGCGACCGAAGGACCCUAAUACGUUUAUUGUGAAUGAUUUCGACGAACUUGUCGGCCUCGAUGAAAAGAUAUUUGGAGCAGCUUGUCCAGGGCGAACACCGAAACCAACACCUUCCAUAGAAUUAACAACACCAAGAACUCCAGUGUAUAAGGAUUCUGGGUAUGAUAUUGUCUUUAUGCUUGACGGCACUGUUGAUAACAGAAUAUUUAAAUGGAUGACUGAUUUCACUAAAAACUAUGCAUCACAAAUGGACAUCGAUUCUGGCGACUACCGCGUUGGUGCUAUGACUUACACGAGAUCUCAGAACCUGGGAUUCAACAUCAACGAGUACAACUUUCAGUCUGACGUUGUGAACGCUGUGAAUUCGAGGUUGAACAACCAGCCAGGAGGGAGGCCAGAUCUUGGAUCUGCCUUUGAUUACGUUAGAAAGUCCAUGUUCACCCAGGGCAACGGAGACAGACCAAAUGCUAGGAACUUUGUUGUCAUGAUGACAGGGAACGAAAAGAGUUUAAAUACGAAUGAAGCCAUCAACGCGGCUAACCGAAUGAAAGAUGCUGGGUAUGGUAUCUUCACUAUUGGGAUGAAUGUAAGAGAUACCAGUGAACUGGAUGAAGUGUCUUCUCAACCCCUCGAUCAAUAUCAGUAUAUGAUUACCAGUGAAUCAGAGCUACCAGAAUUGCCCGGUAUUGUGGAUUACCAGCUUAGAGCAGCUCAACCAACACCUAAACCAAAAACACCAGUGUAUAAGGAUUCUGGAUAUGAUAUUGUCUUUAUGCUUGAUGGAACUGCUGAUAACAGAAUAUUUAAAUGGAUGACUGAUUUCACUAAAAACUAUGCAUCACAAAUGGACAUCGACUCUGGGGACUAUCGCGUUGGUGCCAUGACGUUCACCAGAUCUCAGAACCUGGGAUUCAAUAUCAACGAGUAUGACUUUCAGUCUGACGUUGUGAACGCCGUAGGUACGCGUUUGCACAACCAGCCAGGAGGGAGGCCAGACCUUGGAGCUGCCUUUGAUUAUGUCAGAAAGUCCAUGUUUACCCCGGGCAAUGGAGACAGACCAAAUGCCAAGAACUUUGUUGUCAUGAUGACUGGGAAUGAAAAGAGCUUAAACACGGCUGAUGCCAUUAAGGCAGCUAACCGACUGAAAGAUGCUGGUUAUGGAGUAUUCACUGUUGGUCUGAAUUUGAGAGACACCAGCGAAUUGGAUCAAGUGUCUUCUAAACCUCUGAAUCAGUAUCAGUAUCUGAUUAAUAGUGAACGAGAGCUGCAGCAGUUACCCAGGCGUUUGGGUCAUCAGCUGACUAGAGCUCAGCCAACGCCUAAACCAAGAACACCAGUCUAUAAGGAUUCCGGAUAUGAUAUUGUCUUUAUGCUUGAUGGAACUGCUGAUAACAGAAUAUUUAAAUGGAUGACUGAUUUCACUAAAAACUAUGCAUCACAAAUGGACAUCGACUCUGGGGACUAUCGCGUUGGUGCCAUGACGUUCACCAGAUCUCAGAACCUGGGAUUCAAUAUCAACGAGUAUGACUUUCAGUCUGACGUUGUGAACGCCGUAGGUACGCGUUUGCACAACCAGCCAGGAGGGAGGCCAGACCUUGGAGCUGCCUUUGAUUAUGUCAGAAAGUCCAUGUUUACCCCGGGCAAUGGAGACAGACCAAAUGCCAAGAACUUUGUUGUCAUGAUGACUGGGAAUGAAAAGAGCUUAAACACGGCUGAUGCCAUUAAGGCAGCUAACCGACUGAAAGAUGCUGGUUAUGGAGUAUUCACUGUUGGUCUGAAUUUGAGAGACACCAGCGAAUUGGAUCAAGUGUCUUCUAAACCUCUGAAUCAGUAUCAGUAUCUGAUUAAUAGUGAACGAGAGCUGCAGCAGUUACCCAGGCGUUUGGGUCAUCAGCUGACUAGAGCUCAGCCAACGCCUAAACCAAGAACACCAGUCUAUAAGGAUUCCGGAUAUGAUAUUGUCUUUAUGCUUGAUGGAACUGCUGAUAACAGAAUAUUUAAAUGGAUGACUGAUUUCACUAAAAACUAUGCAUCACAAAUGGACAUCGACUCUGGGGACUAUCGCGUUGGUGCCAUGACGUUCACCAGAUCUCAGAACCUGGGAUUCAAUAUCAACGAGUAUGACUUUCAGUCUGACGUUGUGAACGCCGUAGGUACGCGUUUGCACAACCAGCCAGGAGGGAGGCCAGACCUUGGAGCUGCCUUUGAUUAUGUCAGAAAGUCCAUGUUUACCCCGGGCAAUGGAGACAGACCAAAUGCCAAGAACUUUGUUGUCAUGAUGACUGGGAAUGAAAAAAGCUUAAACACGGCUGAUGCCAUUAAGGCAGCUAACCGACUGAAAGAUGCUGGUUAUGGAGUAUUCACUGUUGGUCUGAAUUUGAGAGACACCAGCGAAUUGGAUCAAGUGUCUUCUAAACCUCUGAAUCAGUAUCAGUAUCUGAUUAAUAGUGAACGAGAGCUGCAGCAGUUACCCAGGCGUUUGGGUCAUCAGCUGACUAGAGCUCAGCCAACGCCUAAACCAAGAACACCAGUCUAUAAGGAUUCCGGAUAUGAUAUUGUCUUUAUGCUUGAUGGCACUGUUGAUAACAGAAUAUUUAAAUGGAUGACUGAUUUCACUAAAAACUAUGCAUCACAAAUGGACAUCGAUUCUGGCGACUACCGCGUUGGUGCUAUGACUUACACGAGAUCUCAGAACCUGGGAUUCAACAUCAACGAGUACGACUUCCAGUCUGACGUUGUGAAGGCCAUAGAUACAGAUUUGCACAACCAGCCAGGAGGGAGGCCAGACCUUGGAGCUGCCUUUGAUUACGUCAGAAAGUCCAUGUUCACCCCGGGCAAUGGAGAUAGACCAAAUGCCAAGAACUUUGUUGUUAUGAUGACUGGGAAUGAAAAGAGCUUAAACACGGCUGACGCCAUUAACGCAGCUAACAGACUGAAAAAUGCUGGGUAUGGCAUCUUCACUGUUGGCCUGAAUUUGAGAGACACCAGCGAGCUGGAUCAAGUGUCUUCUAAACCUCUGAAUCAGUAUCAGUAUCUGAUUAAUAGUGAACAAGACCUGCAACAGUUACCCAGGCGUUUAGGUCAUCAGCUUACUAAAGCUCAGCCAACGCCUAAACCAAGAACACCAGUUUAUAAGGAUUCUGGGUAUGAUAUUGUCUUUAUGCUUGACGGCACUGUUGAUAACAGAAUAUUUAAAUGGAUGACUGAUUUCACUAAAAACUAUGCAUCACAAAUGGACAUCGACUCUGGGGACUAUCGCGUUGGUGCCAUGACGUUCACCAGAUCUCAGAACCUGGGAUUCAAUAUCAACGAGUACGACUUUCAGUCUGACGUCGUGAACGGCGUUGAUACGCGUUUGCACAACCAGCCAGGAGGGAGGCCAGACCUUGGAGCUGCCUUUGAUUAUGUCAGAAAGUCCAUGUUCACCCCGGGUAACGGAGACAGACCAAAUGCCAAGAACUUUGUUGUCAUGAUGACUGGGAAUGAAAAGAGCUUAAAAACGGCUGAUGCCAUUAACGCAGCUAACCGACUGAAAAAUGCUGGUUAUGGAGUAUUCACUGUUGGUCUGAAUUUGAGAGACACCAGCGAAUUGGAUCAAGUGUCUUCUAAACCUCUGAAUCAGUAUCAGUAUCUGAUUAACAGCGAACCAGAGCUGCAGCAGUUACCUAGGCGUUUGGGUCGUCAGCUUACUAGAGCACAACCAACGCCAAAACCAAGAAUACCAGUCCAUAAAGACACUGGGUAUGAUGUUGUAUUUAUGCUUGACGGCACGGUCGACAACAGAAGAUUCAACUGGAUGAAAGAUUUUGUUAAAAACUAUGCAUCCCAGAUGGACGUCGACUCUGGAGACUAUCGCGUUGGUGCUAUGACGUACACCAGAUCUCAGAACCUGGGAUUCAACAUGAACGACCACUUGUUCCAGUCCGACGUCGUCAACGCCAUGGACAGCAAACUGAAGAACCGACCAGGAGGACAGCCCGACCUAGGUGCCGCCUUCGACUACGUCAGGAACUCCAUGUUCACGCAGCGCAACGGCGACAGACCAAAUGCCAGGAAUUUUGUUGUCAUGGUAACGGGAAGCGACAGGAGUGUACGGCAGUCAAACGCGUAUGACGCAGCAAACAGAUUGAAAGAUGCCGGGUUCGGCAUCUUCACCGUGGGACUCAACAUUAGGGACACGAGAGAGAUCGAUGAAGUCUCAUCGAAACCGCUGAAUUACUAUCAGUACCUCGUCAAUGACGAACGGGGAUUCUCAGAAUUGCCAGGCAGAAUUGGUCACAGGCUUGAGAGAGCUAAACCAACACCGCGUCCUGCUACAGUGGCUCCAACACCAGCGAGGACAACAGCGUACAUGGACACUGGUUAUGACAUUGUCUUUAUGCUGGACGGGACGACCAAUAACAGAAUCUUCAAAUGGAUGACUGACUUCGCCCAGAACUACGCAUCUCAGAUGGAAAUCGACUCUGGGGAAUAUCGCGUGGGCGGAAUGACCUUCACCCGAUACCCGAACAUCGGCUUCAACCUAAACGACUACGGUUUCCAGUCUGACGUCAUCAAUGCCUUUGGUACUAAACUGAAGAACCGGCCCGGUGGAGAGCCGGACUUUGCGUCGGCCUUCGACCGCGUCCGCCAAACCAUGUUCACGAAGUCUAACGGAGACAGACCGAACGCUCGGAACUUCGUCAUGCUGUUGACCGGAAACGAACGAAGUCUAAAAAAACCGGCUACGUGGGCUGCCGCGAACCGUCUGAAGGACGCAGGGUUCGGGUUGUUCACGGUCGGAUUUAAUAUUGGAGACACGACGGGAAUAGACGAAGUCACGUCCAAACCCCUAGACGUGUAUCAGCAUCUCGUGAACACGGAGCAGGACUUGUCCGAACUGCCAGGCAUCAUAAAUUAUCAACUUACUCAAGCUCGACCAACGAGAAAACCAACUCCCCCACCAACAACGACACCUCCGCCGAGAACCACAGCUUAUAUGGACACCGGGUAUGACGUCAUCUUCAUGCUUGACGGCACAGUCACUCCCCAAAUCUUUGGUUGGAUGACUGGCUUCGUGCGGAACUUCGCCUCCGAAAUGAACAUCGACAGCGGAGAAUACCGAGUGGGCGGGAUGACCUUCACACGGUCACCCCGCGUCGCCUGGAACCUCAACGACUACGGCUUCGAGGAUGACGUCAUCAACGCCGUGGGCGCGAAGAUGUCGAACCGACCCGGAGGACGCCCUGAUUUGGGCCGAGCGUUCGACACGGUCCGCGGACAGAUGUUCACGUACCGCAAAGGCGACCGCCCCAAUGCCCGGAACUUCAUCAUCAUGAUGACAGCCAAUGAGAGGAGUCAGAACAGAGGCAGCACCUACCGGGCGGCGGACAGGCUCAAGCACAACGGAGUCGGGAUCUACACGAUCGGGUUUAACCUGGCGGACACGACGGAGAUCGACGCCAUCUCCACUUUACCUCUAGACGAGUACGAGCACCUCAUUAAUGACCCUUCACAGCUGUCCGAGCUCCCGGGAAUCAUCAACUACAAGCUGAGAAAUGCUCCUAUUCCACCCACUCCGCCGCCGGCCACCCGCCCGCCUACAACACCAAGAAGAACACGCCCAACCACGCCCAGACCGACUCGCAGGAUUUACACAGGACCGCCUCCAGUGUGCACAUCGACUGGCGACAUCGUUUUCAUCAUCGACUCGUCGGGGAGUGUCGGUCAGGUCAACUUCUACCACAUCCUCAACUUCACCGCCGACAUCGUGCGAGGACUCGACGUCGACGCCGGCUCCUACCGUGUCGGCAUGAUCACCUUCAGUACCUCCUCCAACAUCGAGUUCCACCUGCGCGACUUCUACACCGUCGUCGACGUCAUUGAUGCCAUCCGCAACGUGCAAUACAGCUACGGCUACACCCACACGGCCGAGGCGCUGCGCAGAGCACGGACGGAGAUGUUUACGACGUCACAUGGCGACAGGCCAGACUGCCCCAAUCUCGCCAUCAUCAUCACGGACGGGCAGUCGAACAUCAAUCACAUCGACACUCUGCCCGAGGCGAGGAGGAUGAAACGGGAGGGGAUCACAGUCCUCACGCUGGCCGUUGGAUUCACGCAGACGACCGCCGAGCUGCAGGGGAUGACGUCGCAACCCAUUAACGAGAAUCUACUUCUAGCAGACGACUUCCAGGCUUUGAGUCAUCUCAAAGAUAACAUUGUUAGACCAAUAUGUACAGAUGGUAACCUCUGUGACGAGAACCCGUGUCGAAACGAGGCUGUCUGUUUGGAUGGGCUGAGAAGCUACACGUGCGUGUGCCGACCAGGAUUCUUUGGCGACAACUGUCAGAAAUCGUGUGGAGGACCAGCUGACGUGGUCAUGAUUCUCGACUCCUCCAACUCGAUUGGACCUGAGAGGUUCACGCGCAUCAAGAUGUACGCCGAGACUCUUGUCCGGGAGAUGAACAUCGAGGCCUGCGACAUCCGCGUCGGGGUCAUGAAGUACAGCUCGGCCGCCAUGAUCCAGUUCAACCUGGGCACGUUCCGCGACCAGGAGACGAUCUCCCGUGCGAUCGACAACAUCCACUACACUCGGGGACGGGCCAACAUGGCCGGCGCGUUCAGCACGGCCAGGCUGCAGAUGUUCAACAGGGGAUUCGACCGGCCGGACGCCAGGAAGAUCGCCUACCUCUUCACCGACGGCGUGGUGCAGAUCAACAAGGACACGACGCUGUCGGAGGCGGAGCUGAUGAUCGAGUCGGGGGUGAGGAUCGUGCCGCUAGGUGUGGACGUGAGGGACGAAUCGGAGAUCAAGUCGAUCGCGUCCGCUCAAGGGAUGGGUCUCAUUCAGGUGGAGGACGAGAUCGCACUGCAAGACAUGAGCGACAAGGUCCUGGAGUCAGUGCUUGACACUGGUACAGGAGAGAACUACUGCGCAGACGAUCCGUGCGAAAACAGGGGACGAUGUUUUAACCGCCCUGGUGGAUUCAAGUGCGAGUGUAUUGCCGGAUAUUCUGGAGACACCUGUGGCAACCAGUGUCUCGGACAAGGCGACGUGGUUUUCGUGAUGGACCGUUCGCGCUACGUGUCACGCGUGGAACUGAGAAAGAUGAAACGUUUUGUGCGUCACGUGGUCAACCGACUGGCGUUCAAGAACGGAAAUCACCGAGUGGCGGUCGUGCCUUUCGGAGGCACAUCUCGGGUACUCGUUUCCCUUCGUGACGGAGUAUCCCGGCGCGCGGUCAAAGUUCCAGUUGCCGGAAUAAGAAAAUCGUUUGGAGAUCCAAAUCUCGCCGGCGCUCUGCAGAAAGUACGAUCAAGUGUUCUCAAAUCUCGCGGGGAUCGGCGAGAUGUUCCCAACUACGUCGUGCUGGUCACCAAGGGGUUGCGAAACGUUCACGACAUCAUCAUAGAGAUUAACAAGCUCAAGAGAGGCGGAUCACAAAUCGUCGGAGUUGGUCUUGGUUUGAGCAGUUCAGAGAAGAUCUACAUGGAGUCGAUCGUCUCCUCUCCCGACAAGAUGAUGUUUGAUGCGGAGGUUGCCGAUGAUCUGGAAACUGUGACAAGUCAGUUCGGGGACUUUGUUUGUGAAGAUACUGUAGCAGACCUUUGCAACACCGACCCCUGCCAGAACGGAGGGGUGUGUGAGAUUGCAGACAGGGACUACAUCUGCCGCUGUCGACCAGGAUGGGCCGGCAAGAACUGUGACAGACAUUGCGACGACAGGGCAGACGUGGUCGUGCUCAUCGACUCGUCAGGCAGCGUGGGCUACGAGAGCUUCCGUAAGAUCAAGGACUACCUGCGCGACUUCGUCAGCAAGUUGAACAUCGGCGCGGACAGGACCCGGGUGGGAGUCGCCACGUUCAGCCAGUUCAGUCGAGCCGAGAUUUAUCUCGACUCCUAUUACGACAAGCGGGACCUGAUGAACGCCAUUUCGGGUCUCACGUACGAGUACGGCAACACCAACACCGCGUCUGGCAUCAAGCUGAUGCGGUCCGCCAUGUUCUCUAAUCGUCAUGGAGACAGACCGGAUGUUCCUAACUUCGCAAUGGUUAUCACCGAUGGAUUGUCUAACGUGAAUUCCAAGAACACAAUCCCACAAGCAGACAUGGCUAAAAAGCAUGGAGUUCAUAUAUUCUCAGUCGGCGUUGGAACCUUUGAUCCGUGGGAGGUGGACGCAAUAGCCACCGAACCCCACGAAAAGAACGCGUUCAAAGUGGCCUCGUUCGAUAACCUCAACGAAAUUUCCACCAGACUAAUUGAUGCAAUAUGUAGAGACCCCGGCGUGUGUGCUGACAGCCCGUGUCUUAACGGCGGUAUCUGUGUUCCCACCGUCGGUGACUAUAGGUGUGAAUGUUCUGUUGGCUUCCUCGGCAAGAACUGCGAACUAGACUGCCAGGCGAGAAAGGACAUCGCGUUUAUCUUGGACUCGUCGACGAGUGUGGGCGAAGACAACUUUAAAGCGAUGCUCACAUACGUUCAGACCGUGGUGAAGGACCUGACGAGCAACGGGCGGUCCGGCCACGCCUUCUCGCUUAUCACCUACAACACCGACUCCACUCUUGUCUUCAGCUUCGGUCGCUACCACAGCCCGUCCGACGUCGUCAACGUCAUCGAGACGACCAAAUACACCUACGGCUCAACCAACACCGCUGACGCUUUGCGGACGGCCAUCGAAGUGUUCAGUCCAGGGCGGGGCGAAAGGAGGGGUGCGGACAACAUCGCCAUUCUCAUCACCGACGGCGAGUCCAACAUCAACUACCACGACACCGUUCCAGCGGCGACAGAUCUGAAGAACAUGGGAGUCAGGGUGGUGGCCAUAGGGAUAGGGUUGACCAACACGGCUGAGAUUAACGCCAUUGCGUCUAGCCAAAAUGACGUGUUCCAAGUGAACUCUUUUGAAAACCUCGAGGAGAUUAAGGACGAGCUGGUCAAAGUGUCUUGUCAGACGGUAGAGGUUCGGAAAAUCAGUGGCGGGUAUACUACUACAGGGUAUGACGAAGACUUUUUAAGGGAGUAAAACCCAGGAUAAACUGUACUAGAGGAUGUUCUUUUGGAGUUUUUUUUUAUUAAUAGGUGGGUUUUUUGUGUUUUUUGUGUUUUUUUAUCAUGUGUGAAACAAAAUGUUUUAUUGUAUUAUGAGAAUGGGAAUUAAUGUAAUGGCUGCAAUAUUCACUUGCACAUCACUUAUUCUGAUGGUCUCACGCACCAGUUUUUAUGAAAUAAAUACCUCGAAGACUUCGAUGAAAAACCUCAAGAUUCGAAGACCGCCAUGUUGGAUACGUGGAUGUGUGUGGAACAUCAAGUAAAUAUCUUCGGCUAGCUAUUGGUCUUGUUAAAUAGUAUUUAUAACAUGUUGUCAUUAGGUGUUACUGCUGCUGUCAGAUGUAGUUAUUUUCCAAUUGGUUUUCUUUCUGGAAAAGUGUUUUCCAGAGUGUGUGUUCCAUAUAGCUGACGGUGCAAAGUUAAGAGAACAAAAACUACUUUCCUACGAACUAGUUCCAGUGCUUCUGGUUGACCAUCGGGACACAAGCAGUUGCUCUGACACACAUUCUGUAUGACUGCAUAAUCGUAGAGGUAUCACUUAUUGAUAGAUAUAUGGAGUAUUUUAAUUCAUUUCUAAUAAAGAAUAUGAACCAUA